This is a messenger RNA of Hippopotamus amphibius kiboko, 3897 nucleotides long. RefSeq names its product ZXD family zinc finger C (gene ZXDC). The transcript has 11 exons. Gene Ontology annotation, molecular function: transcription coregulator activity. Gene Ontology annotation, biological process: regulation of transcription by RNA polymerase II. The record is from RefSeq and is a predicted model, not a curated record. The coding region runs from base 19 to 2544 and encodes 841 amino acids. Gene Ontology annotation, cellular component: nucleus. NCBI's taxonomy places the organism in Eukaryota, Metazoa, Chordata, Mammalia, Artiodactyla, Hippopotamidae.
GACGCGCAGCGGCCCAAGAUGGACGCCGCGGGGCUGCUCGCCGCCCCGGCCCCGGCUCCCGCCGCGCGCGGACCCCAGCUCGGCGGCGACCCCGGUCGGACCCGCAGAGCCCCGGGCCCCGCGCGCCGCCGCCUGCUGCUGCUGCGGGGCCCCGAGGACGGCGCGCAGGGGCCGCGGCGCGGGGAGGCCCGGCCGGCGGGCCCCGGCGCCGACGACGACUCCUUCGUGGUGCUGCUGGACGUGGCGCGCGGCGAGGCCGAGGCCCCGGGGCGGCGGGGCAGCGAGCCGGAGCCGGAGCCCGGCGCCGCCGCGAGCCUGGCCGGCCGCCCCCACCCGGCGCCCUGCGCCGCGGCCCCGGCCCCCCGGCCUGACGCGCCCCUUGCGGGCCCCGUGGCCGCCGGCGGCCGGGACCUGCUGGCGCGCCUGGAGCGCGGCGUCCUCGCGCUGGCUGCGCCGAGCCGGGGCCCGCCGUCCGGCCGGGAGGCCGCCGGCCCGGCCGAGGCCCGCCGCGCGCCCGCCGGCCCCGGCUACCGCUGCCCCGAGCCGCAGUGCGCGCUCGCCUUCGCCAGGAAGCAGCAGCUGCAGGUGCACCUGCUGACGCACGGCGGCGGCCGGGCCCGGCGGCCCUUCAGGUGCCCGCUGGACGGCUGCGGCUGGGCCUUCACCACGGCCUACAAGCUCAAGCGGCACCUGCAGUCGCACGACAAGCUGCGGCCGUUCGGCUGCCCGGUGGGCGGCUGCGGCAAGAAGUUCACCACCGUGUACAACCUCAAGGCGCACAUGAAGGGCCACGAGCAGGAGAGCGUGUUCAAGUGCGAGGUGUGCGCCGAGCGCUUCCCCACGCACGCCCGGCUCAGCUCGCACCAGCGCUGCCACUUCGAGCCCGAGCGGCCCUACAAGUGCGACUUCCCCGGCUGCGAGAAGACGUUCAUCACGGUGAGCGCGCUGUUCUCCCACAACCGGGCCCACUUCAGGGAACAGGAACUCUUCUCGUGCUCCUUCCCUGGGUGCAGCAAGCAGUACGACAAAGCCUGUCGCCUGAAGAUCCACCUGAGGAGCCACACAGGCGAGAGACCUUUUAUCUGUGACUCUGACAGCUGUGGCUGGACCUUCACCAGCAUGUCUAAACUCCUGAGGCACAAAAGGAAGCACGACGAUGACCGCCGCUUCCCCUGCCCCGUCGAGGGCUGCGGGAAGUCCUUCACCAGGGCCGAGCACCUCAAGGGCCACAGUGUCACCCACCUGGGCACCAAGCCCUUCGCGUGUCCUGUGGAGGGGUGCUGUGCCAGGUUCUCGGCGCGAAGCAGCCUCUACAUUCACUCCAAGAAGCACCUGCAGGAUGUGGCCGCUCCAAAGAGCAGGUGCCCAGUGUCCAGCUGCGACCGGCUGUUCGCCUCCAAGCACAGCAUGAAGGCCCACGUGGUCAGGCAGCACCACCGGCACCCAGACCUCUUCCCUCCGCUGGGAGCUCCGAGCACUCUCACGCCCAGCAGCGACCUGGGCAGCCCCGGCCCGCGCGAGUUCAGCAGCGUGGACCUGGCGGUCCUCUUCGACACACCGGGCGACGGCAGUGGUGCCCCCGGGGCCCCCGCCGAGGCCCCGGGCCCUGGGAUCCUGACGGUGGAUGGGACUCCUGUGAGCGCCUCUCUCGGAGGGGACCUCCCUGCCGGUCAGGCUUCCUUAGGGCCAGCGGACCCGCUGGUCCUGGUGGCCCACGGUGAUGUCCUGCCUGGCCUGGACAGCCCCCUCGUCCUUGGGCCGGCAGCCACAGUUCUCCAGCAGGGCAGCCUCCCUGCAGACGAGGGGCCAGCUGUGGGUGCGGGGGCGCUGGGCUGUCUGGUGGCCCUGCCUGUGAAGAGCUGGAGUCGGGACCCCCAGGCUUUGACCUCCGCCAGCUGCCCCCAGGGAAACAGCAGUGCCCCGGAGCUGCUGGUUCCCGUCAAAGCGGAACCGGACUCGCCCCCUGGCCCCGACGCCCUUGGGCGGCAGGAGUGGAGCGGAGAGGUGCCUCGGCCGGUGGAGUCCAGCCCCGCAGAGGAGCACGGUCCUCGGAGAGACGGGCUCGGUGUGGGGACCGGCGGCUUCUACUUGCUGUGUGACGUGGGCCAGCCUGGCAUCUGUGAGCCCAGAAGGCACGUGGCGAGGGGGCCGCAGGAAGGUGGGGGCUCCGCAAGAACUGAUUCGCGAGCCAUUCAGCUAGCCAAGGAGCAAAAGCAGAAAGGAGCCGGGAGCCACGCAGGGGCCGCGGAGUCUGCACCGAGCCCGGGGGAAGGUGACGUCCGCGCCGGCCCAGGAGCCUGGCUGUGGGGCAGCCUCGCGGUGCCCGGCGGGGCUCUGCCGUGCGUCCAGGUCCGGUUGCUGCAGGACGACCCCUCGGGGGACGGAGUCCCGCCGCUGGCGCUCAGCCCGCAGCCCGCCGCCUGCCACCCGCUGCUUGCUGUCGACCUGCCCAUCUACGUGCUCCAGGAGGUGCUGCCUGCAGCCGGAGGGGCCGCCGGGCCCGAGGACGCACAGAGCACGGGCGGCCUGCAGGCCCCGCAGUGAAGCUGCCCUGCCGGCGCCAGGGGCGCGCUCCAAAGGCCGGCCUCGUUCGUCAGAGACUUUGGGGUACAUUUUCGCAAGUGUUUUUCUUGCGUUUUAUCAGGGACUGACUUGGGCUGUAGCAUCUGGCGUGCCUGUCGGAGCAGACGCUCCCCUCAGGGCAGUGUUCUCAUCCUGUGCGGCGCCCCGGCGACUGGUGGAGCGCGAGCAGGCCGUCCCCCUCUGUGGGGGGCGCAGCCGGGCCGGGGCGUCUGGGGAACGUGACGGGUGACUUGGCCCCCAGGCCUGCUCGCAGCCCCUGCACAGGCCAAAUGUAGUUAAAACCUUUAUAAUGAUUUUUCUAAAUUCUGUUUGGGGGUGUUACCGUGUAAUGGCAAUUGGACAGCGGUUUGUACAGCCACGUUCUGAGCACCGAGGAAUGUGCGGCACGGUGACCACGGCGCGUGGCUUGUGGAGGGUGAGGGUGUGCGUGUGUCCCUGUGUGUGUUCUCAGAUGCGGUCUGUCCUGCAGGAGACACGUCAGUGAACUUGCACAUAUUUAUUUAUUAGAGGACUACACACAGGGUCUCUCAGAAGUGGGUUUUUUGCCUUGUGCCUUUUGAAGUAUUUUUGUUCGAUGCUGUUUUGAUUCUCUGACUUGGAAUCAUCCAAACUCUACCCAUUCUGUCUGUCUCUUGAGUUUUUGGACUUGGGGCUUUCGGGGAUGACGCCCGCCUUCUGCCGUGACUCCUGUGUCCUGUGGGGGGGGUUCUCCCUGCAGAGCUCUGUGCUGUGCGUGGCACCUCAGCCCCAGCUCGUCCAGGGCCCCCUCCGGCGGGAGUAGAGUCUGGGCCGUGGGGCUGGACCUUUGUCCUGCCCACCCCCAGUUGGUGUCCCCCUGAGGUGCUCAGGACUGGCUUCCGUUUCCUGGGCACUGAGGUCCCAGCAGGCGUUGGGCGCAACUCCUCGUGCGAGUAGAUAGAAGUUUUGUAGAGCUGCGCAUGGAAAGCCGACGUUCCCUCGGGCAAGCAGCAGUACCCCACCUGUCCAGCUCGCCGAGUCCUCUUCCCGUCUCUGCACUGGGGCUGAUCUCACGCUCACCUUGGGGUGGAACUGGGAGUCCAGUUUUAUUUCUAAACUUCUCUGAUCGUUAAAAUCUAAGCAGAGGUUUGUUCUAAUGAAGGAGAAAAAACAGGAGAUGCUGGGAGCAGAAGGGGUGGGUGGCCCUGUCCCGGGAAGGGCUGAGUGAGGACAGCCCUGAAGCUCAGUGCCCCGAGCCUGGGGACAGAAGGGGGUCUUCCGGCACCGCAUCCAGGCCAUGGGGGCUCCGGGCUGUGCCGCGCCCCCCCCCCCCCCCCCCCGCGCAGACACGCCUCU